AGGGUCUGUGAGCGCAAAGAGACAGAAGGGAAAGCACCCUAAUCUGCUGGACGUUCACUGGCUGAACCAGGUUUCAAGAGCAGCAAGCACCUGUGUUUGGGGAAAGCCUUGAGUAUGACCAGAAAGAUCUUCACCAACACCAGGGAGCGGUGGAGACAGCAAAACGUCAACAGUGCCUUUGCCAAGCUGAGGAAGCUCAUCCCCACACACCCUCCGGACAAAAAACUGAGUAAGAACGAGACGCUCCGCUUGGCCAUGAGGUACAUCAACUUCCUCGUCACGGUCCUGGGGGAGCAGGGCCUGCCGCAGACAGGAGUGGCUGCCCGGGGGAGUAUACUGGGGCUGUUCCAACAAGCCCCCCAUUUGCAGAGUAUGGAGGAACUGACUCUGAUUGAAGACUGUGGAGUCCCUUCUCCGGGCACAAGCAGCAAUAUCCCAGAGUGCUGGUCAGAGCCAUCGUCUCCCUAGCAGGCAAUGAGUGAUGCAAUCCUGGUGUUAGUUUGAUAGUCUCCUUUGCAUAACGUGGAUUGUUUGCCUCUGUACAGUAUUUAUCUAUUUAUCUAUUACUGUUGUAUUAAAUAUAUUUUUAUUUAAAAGGAAAGGAGGUGGAAGGAAUCAUUGGAAGGCGGACAAUGGCAUGGAUGAAUAGGGAAUGGUGUUCGACCCUUGGGAAUUUGCAAGGAGUCAAUGUAGUGAUUUCACAGAUUCAUGGAAAAAUCAAAGCCGAGAGGGGACCAUUAUGAUCUGAGCCUCUGUAUAACAGAGGCCAUAGAAUUUCAUCCAGUUAUUGCUGCAGUGGAAGAGAUUAUUCUUCCUUGCUACAUAAGGAGAUGCUAUCAAGUCCAGUUGCUUGUGGGUCAGCUGGCGUGUUUCACUUAAAAAAUAUCCAGCCUUGACUGAAAGGUCCAAGUGAUGGAGCAUUUACCACAUCCCUUGGUCGGCUCUUCCAAGUUAAGAGUUUACAUCUUAUUUCUGAAUUGAAUUUUUCUAACAUGUAGCUUCCAACUGCUGGAUCUUGUUUUGCCUUUGUCUGUUAGACCGAAGGGCUCUCUAACAUCAGAAUGAAGCACAAAUGAGUAUAUAAAUAACAGCCACCAAGAAAUUAAAACAGAAAGGCCAGCCUAUGUUGAAAGAAGAAAUGUUAUGGGCGAAGUUUCAGCAGAUGCAGUGGAUAGAGCCCAUCAGCAAAUCUAGACCCAGCUGUGGGAGCACCGGGGGGAAACUGGCCGUCCUCAUUCUGGCUCCAUACAAAACCCACAGAGAGGCUGCUCCUCCAGCCUUCCAUGGCAGGACUUAACGGGCCAGGAGGUAGCCUUAUGUACUUGACAAAGCCCUGGCCCAGCAAAUGCCCCUGUAUGCAAACGUCUAGGCAAAUUCCACACCACCCGCAGACCAUGCCAAACAAGAGUAGGAAGGGGGGAACUCUGUGAAGCUGUUGCUGACCAGAAUAUAGGCCCGCAUGAGCCCAGCUUUUGCAGCAAACAUGUGUGCCCAUUUGGCACCCUUCCUGAAUUAGGUUUCCUAUGAUCGUCACUCCAGCAUAUGAGACCAGUGCAUAUCUCUACCAGAAUGGGCGAGGUCGUGUUUGUACAUGUACCCUGUGUGUAUGUACCAUGGGCUUCCCUUAAAACGUGCUGAUUUUGCCUUUGAUAAUUAGAUGAGUUUUCCUCACUGUGAGUUUGAGCCAAAGCCCAAUGAACUCAAGGGAAAAAAUGCAGUAGGAAAUACUUGCAUUGAACUCAGCAGGCUUCGGAUCAUGCCCCAUUAGCAGUAGCCCCAGUACAAAUUAAGGUAGGGCGUGGUUCUCAAACUAUGGGGUGGGCCUCCCAAGGGAGGCAAGGGAAUGUGUCAAGGAAUGUGCACACUCAGUGUAUGGGGGGGUUGGUUUUUUUAAGCACUCUGGACUGUGGCUGUCAAUCCCGCGUGGCUAGGGCUCGUACAGAAGGGCUGUGCACACCCGGGAAGCAGGGAUAAAGGGGAUAGCCAGAGCCCUGCUGCCCCGGGGGUCAGGUUCUUCUUUCCACCUCCCUCAAUCCCUCACUGGAAGACAGCCGGGGCUCAGGCUAUCCUUUCCCCAAUCCCAAUCCCUCACCUGGCUGUGGUGGGGCUCUGACUGUCAGUCCUGGUGUGGCUGCAGCAACGCAGAAGUAAGGGUGACAAUGGGGCACUAAGUCUGCUGUGAAAAGUGAUAUUGAUGAAUAUCACUUUUCACAUUGCCGCCCUCAUUUCUGUGCUGCAACUGGCUUGUGCUGCCUUCAGAGCUGGGCACCUGGCCAGCAGCCGCUGCUCUCUGUUCUGCCUUCAGAGCUGGGUGUCCAGCCAGCAGCCGCUGCUCUCCGCUCUGCCUUCAGAGCUGGGUGUCCAGCCAGCAGCCGCUGCUCUCCGCUCUGCCUUCAGAGCUGGGUGUCCAGCCAGCAGCCGCUGCUCUCCGCUCUGCCUUCAGAGCUGGGUGUCCAGCCAGCAGCCGCUGCUCUCCGCUCUGCCUUCAGAGCUGGGUGUCCAGCCAGCAGCCGCUGCUCUCCGCUCUGCCUUCAGAGCUGGGUGUCCAGCCAGCAGCCGCUGCUCUCCGCUCUGCCUUCAGAGCUGGGUGUCCAGCCAGCAGCCGCUGCUCUCCGCUCUGCCUUCAGAGCUGGGUGUCCAGCCAGCAGCCGCUGCUCUCUGCUCUGCCUUCAGAGCUGGGUGUCCAGCCAGCAGCCGCUGCUCUCCGCUCUGCCUUCAGAGCUGGGUGUCCAGCCAGCAGCCGCUGCUCUCUGCUCUGCCUUCAGAGCUGGGUGUCCAGCCAGCAGCCGCUGCUCUCCGCUCUGCCUUCAGAGCUGGGUGUCCAGCCAGCAGCCGCUGCUCUCUGCUCUGCCUUCAGAGCUGGGUGUCCAGCCAGCAGCCGCUGCUCUCCGCUCUGCCUUCAGAGCUGGGUGUCCAGCCAGCAGCCGCUGCUCUCUGCUCUGCCUUCAGAGCUGGGUGGCAGUAUAUGUACUGGGGGGGAGGGGGACAUAAAGAAGGGGGGCCCGAUCAAAUAAGUUUGAGAACCACUGCUGUAGGGAAUACCUAAAUUAUAUAGCAGAUACUGAGAGGAUAACAUUUCAGUAUCUCAGGCAAUUGUCAGGUGUUUAAGGAUGACCAUGUGGAGUGGGAGAUCAAUUGCACUGUAGAAUGUUGCUCACCAAUCAGGUCAUUUGAGUAUCGGAGUUGCAAUCCUGUGUCAGCAAAUAUCUGAACUGCUCAUAGGUGUUAAAAAUCAACUUGAACAGCAGGUAGAACGUCUAGGGAUUCAAAUGUAAAGGGUUUCUGGGUCAAAUCCUGCUCCCGCUGCAGUCAAUGACAAAACACCCAUUGAGUUCACAGAGACAUGCAUACCUGACAGGUUUCAGAGUAGCAGCCGUGUUAGUCUGUAUCCGCAAAAAGAAGAACAGGAGUACUUGUGGCACCUUCUAUGCAUCCGAAGAAGUGGGCUGUAGUCCACAAAAGCUUAUGCUCUAAUAAAUUUGUUAGUCUCUAAGGUGCCACAAGUACUCCUGUUCUUCUUUAUGCAUACCUCAGUUUGAAGAACAUUCAUAUGGUUCAACAAGUGAAAGUGACCCGUGCUCUGCCAGAUCUCCUUGGCUGCUUCUGCCUCCUAGUGAGAAGAUGAGCCACCUUCAGAACCUGCAGUUAGGGCUUUGAGUGCAUUACACUGCUUGCAACAUUUACGCUUGUAGCAUAGGGAAUCUGUCACCCUAUGGUGAGUUUCCUAUCAGAAUCACACAAACAUCUCCACAUUCCCUAUAUAUUCAUUUGUCUCAGGGGAGCUGACAAGGAAACAGAUUUGGCCCAGUUGGGCAUGAUUUUUUGCUGAUCUGAACACUUAUGAAGACUAAAGUUUGUCAAAAACAUUUUUACUAUGGCUCUGUGAUUGCUGCUGAAGCACAGUGGAGCUAGCAGAAACAUUUCAAAUACUGACAAAAAAAAAGCUGAAAAUUUUAGUGAACAAUUAAUUUUGUUUUUCAAAGAGCUCUGGUUUCCAGCCUAGUUACUCCUAGAUUUCAGCAUUUUGAGGACAUGAAAUGAGUGAAGACACUGAAGAGCAUCUGAAUGGAAACACGCCAAGAGUCAUUUUCAUGUUCUGUGAAGUUCAUGCUUUAUCCUUUCCCAUGCCCACUUUAAUGUGGCUACAUGGAUUGAUAUUGUCUAUUCCAGGCAUAGGCUCAAAUUUAACUGGCUAGCUUCUCAUCCUGGGUAUCUGUUGGCUUCAAUGGAGUUACACCAAGGAUAAAUUUGGCCAAAUAGAUGUAAACAUUUACAUGUGAGGAUUGUUGGUGCUAUUCUUUCCAUCAGCCCAUUUGCUAUCAUUGGAAAUGUUUUCUCAUCAGCAAGAAAGUCAAAACAGAUCCAUCUUUGAGCUGAGUAUUGUUGUCAAGGAACGGGAAGAAAGCCUAGCAGUUAAGUAAUGUGAAAUGCUUGUUAUUGACAUAUUGAAAACUUUUCUUAUUCUUGGUUCAAGUGUUUUUUGUUCUCUUUUCAUUUAGGAUCUCCUACUCGGAGGUACAGCAUGUGUAUGACUAGAUUUAUCUACCAAAGAUUUGUUUGUCAGGACUUCUCUUCGUUUUUUGUGAUUUCUUAUCUGUAUGGCUGUGAACAAAUAUGGUGUAACUGAUCACAUUUUGUUGU
This is a messenger RNA of Malaclemys terrapin pileata, 4641 nucleotides long. It is a transcript of the gene TAL2, whose product is annotated as TAL bHLH transcription factor 2. Gene Ontology annotation, biological process: regulation of transcription by RNA polymerase II. Gene Ontology annotation, molecular function: DNA-binding transcription factor activity, RNA polymerase II-specific; RNA polymerase II cis-regulatory region sequence-specific DNA binding; protein dimerization activity. The transcript is spliced from 2 exons. NCBI's taxonomy places the organism in Eukaryota, Metazoa, Chordata, Testudines, Emydidae. The record is from RefSeq and is a predicted model, not a curated record. The coding region runs from base 115 to 468 and encodes 117 amino acids.